This is a messenger RNA of Sorex araneus (European shrew), 4286 nucleotides long. It is a transcript of the gene PCBP2, whose product is annotated as poly(rC) binding protein 2. NCBI's taxonomy places the organism in Eukaryota, Metazoa, Chordata, Mammalia, Eulipotyphla, Soricidae. Bases 121 to 1422 code for a protein of 433 amino acids. The transcript has 12 exons. Gene Ontology annotation, molecular function: single-stranded DNA binding; mRNA binding. The record is from RefSeq and is a predicted model, not a curated record. Gene Ontology annotation, cellular component: nucleus; nucleoplasm; cytoplasm. Gene Ontology annotation, biological process: regulation of RNA metabolic process; regulation of gene expression.
CGGAAAGGUAUGGCAGUUAAACUUCAACUCAAAUUACUAUUUAGUAAAGUCUGGGGUGAAAUAGCAGUUAGAGCUCAUUCUUGAAUUUUCCUCUUACAGAAAGGAGAAUCUGUGAAGAAGAUGCGUGAAGAGAGUGGUGCACGUAUCAACAUCUCAGAAGGGAAUUGUCCUGAGAGAAUUAUCACUUUGGCUGGACCCACUAAUGCCAUCUUUAAAGCCUUUGCUAUGAUCAUUGACAAACUGGAAGAGGACAUUAGCAGCUCUAUGACCAAUAGCACAGCUGCCAGUCGACCCCCAGUCACCCUGAGGCUGGUGGUCCCUGCUAGUCAGUGUGGCUCUCUCAUUGGGAAAGGUGGUUGCAAGAUCAAGGAAAUACGAGAGAGUACAGGGGCUCAGGUCCAGGUGGCAGGGGAUAUGCUCCCCAAUUCAACUGAGCGGGCCAUCACUAUUGCUGGCAUCCCGCAAUCCAUCAUUGAGUGUGUGAAACAGAUCUGCGUGGUCAUGUUGGAGACUCUCUCCCAGUCCCCUCCGAAGGGCGUGACCAUCCCGUACCGGCCCAAGCCAUCCAGUUCUCCGGUCAUCUUUGCAGGUGGUCAGGACAGGUACAGCACAGGCAGCGACAGUGCGAGCUUUCCCCACACCACCCCGUCCAUGUGCCUCAACCCUGACCUGGAGGGACCACCUCUAGAGGCCUAUACCAUUCAAGGACAGUAUGCCAUUCCACAGCCAGAUUUGACCAAGCUGCACCAGUUGGCAAUGCAACAGUCUCAUUUUCCUAUGACGCAUGGCAACACCGGAUUCAGUGGCAUUGAAUCCAGCUCUCCAGAGGUGAAAGGCUAUUGGGCAGGUUUGGAUGCAUCUGCUCAGACUACUUCUCAUGAACUCACCAUUCCAAACGAUUUGAUUGGCUGCAUAAUCGGGCGUCAAGGCGCCAAAAUCAAUGAGAUCCGUCAGAUGUCUGGGGCGCAGAUCAAAAUUGCGAACCCAGUGGAAGGAUCUACUGAUAGGCAGGUUACCAUCACUGGAUCUGCUGCCAGCAUUAGCCUGGCUCAAUAUCUUAUCAAUGUCAGUUUAGAAAACGCUAAACCCUCCUCCCAGGCAGCCUCCGUCACGAUCCCUGAUCACCUCAGCAUCAACCUCUCUCAACCCUCCACCCCUUCUUCUUCUUCUUCCUCCUCCACCACCACCCCCUCGCUCGCCACAGCGGGGACCUCCGACGCACCCUCCAGCCUCCCCAACCCUCUUCCGACCGCCCCUUGUGUCUCCAGUCUGCUUGGCAUGAAACCCAUCCCUCUCCUGGCUCUAAAUGUUGUGUCUGCUGCUAAGGGUACCGGGGCUUCAGCUACCACCACCACCACCUCUGCUGUGCCAUGUGUAACUAACAAACUGAAAGGCGAGAAACAGAGAUUCUCCCCCUACUGAUUGCAUAUCUUGAGGCACCCCCUCAAGGAUUUCUUGGUUUAUUUUGUUUUUCUUUGUUAACAUUGGUGAGAACCAACAAUUGUGAGCUUGUGACGUUUCCUUUUUACUAUUGGUGGGGGGGGGGAUAAGAGGGUGGGGGUAGGGUCAUUGGUAACUCGUGUUUAGGUAUAGGUCAUUUCAGCUGAGUGCCUGUUUCAGAGUCUGAGUUGUUGAAUUCUUUAUCUUAGAGCCAUAGUUCUUGCUCUUUCUCAUUCUGUUACCUUUUUUGUAGCUUUAUUCUGCCUUGCAAUAUAACAAUGUGUUAGGUUCUGUGUUAUCCAAUAAAAGUUUCUCCGUUAACUUUUUUUAAAAAUUAUUUAAUGGUUAUCAGCAGGCCUUCUUGGCCAGAUCUGUGUUUAUAGCUGUAAUAAAGUUGCCACAGUAAGAACCUUAGUUGACUGUGUGCUCUGAAGGGUAAAAGGGUGGGAGCUUGUGACCUGUGGCUCAAAUAGGAAGUGUAUACAACUGAUUUGGGGCUUGACGUAUCCCUACGUUAACUUUAUGUAGUUAUCAUUAUUCCUCACAAGUAGAGAUUAAAUUCUGGAGAAAGAGUCCAGCAGAUAGGGGGUUUGCCUUGUCCGUUGCCAACCAGGUUCAAACCCUGGCACUGCAUAUGGUCCCCUGAGCACUGCUAGGGUCCCUAAGCACAAGGAGCCAGGAGUAUGCCCUGAACCUUGCUGGGCAUGACCCCAUUAUGGUAAAUAAAUCCAGAGGGAUUAUCAAAUAAUUGGCCAGAAGCUUCAUGAAUGUGGAAGACAUGUCUCAGGUGUCUGUGUGCCAACAACUGCAGAUAAUAAAGGUGUCUAUAUCCCACUUCUUUUAGUAACCUAGGAUGGGAAGCCUAGAAUGGGGUUAAAGACUAAUAAGAUAUAACAGCUUUUGCAUUCCUCUUAGUGGAGUUAGUCCUCUUCCUGUCGCAAAGGGUAAAUUUUGGACAAUCAGCCUGUGACAUAGGCCAGUUUCACAUAAUUGGGGCCAGAGUGAUAGUACAGCAGUUACAGUGUUUGCCUUGUGCUUGGCUGACCCAGUUUCAGUCCUCUGCAUCCCGUAUAACCCCCCCAAGCACUGCCAGGAGUAACCUCUCAGCAUUGCUGAUGUGACCCAAAAAGCCAAACAAGCAAAAAUAAAAAAUCACAUAAUUAACCACUCGCCCUAAACUAGCUCUGCUGAACACGUUCCAUAACUUGUCUUGUAUUCCCUGCCUAGCAUUUUGUCUGUUUAUGGUCCCUUAUCACAAUUUUGAGAAGUAUAAACCAAUUUGGAAGGAAUCUUCAGGAUCUCACCUAUCCUAUAACUCACCUAUCCACUCAUUCAUCAGAUUUUUUGAAAAGUAUUUGAAUUCAUGGACCACCUGGGUGACUAGUGAGCACUAAAAACUUGUGUUUUACCGUUAUACUAGUGCCAUUGUUUGAAAUCUUUUCUAAUUACAAGACCACAAUUUUUUUGGUAAGAGUUGAAAUGCUUUAGGUAUAGGGGCAGGUCUCCUCUUUAACCUGAAUCCCCUAUUGCCGGAGGAUGAAAAUAAGCUUUUUCCAGGGUAUUUGAAAUCAAGUGUAGAGGUUUUUCCUUCUUAAAAUUUUUUUGUAUGCUUUUUUAUAGUGUCAAAGAAUAAUUUAUUGCCACGCAUAUAAUUGCAGUACAUUAUCUUAGGUGAUAAUGGGUUUAUAGAUUAGUGUUAUAAACUAGUGUUAUAAAUUAGUGUUAUUAGUCCCAGAUUGGGUUUAUAAAUUAGUGUUACUCAUUCUAAAUCUGCCUAACUUUGUCCAAAGGGAUAAGCACUACAUUGUCCAAAAAGUAAUUGUUUCUGUUUGUUUAUUAACACUAUCUACUCAUUUCUAACCCUCUACAAAAAAGGCAAAAAAAAAAAUCUUGGUUUGAUUGUAUUGUUCUUGAUUAACUCUCUUAACCUGGUUAACCUGGUAGUCUGGGCUGGAGCAAUAGCACAUCGGGUAGGGCGUUUGCCUUGCACGAGGCCAACUCGGGUUCAAUUCCUCCGUCGCUCUCGAGAGCCUGGCAAGCUCCCCGUGACGUAUUCGAUAUGCCAAAAACAGUAACAACAAGUCUCACAAUGGAGAUGUUACUGCUGCCCGCUCAAGCAAAUCGAUGAAAAACAGGACAACAGUGCUGUGGUGCUACAUACAACCUGGUAGUCCAAAGAACUACUGCUGGGAAUGAUUCAUAUGGUUAAGGGGUUGGCUGUCACUGCCACCUCAAAAAGCUUUUUUUGUGGUAUAAGGAUUAAACCCAUAUUUCCUGCAUGCAAAAGUAGGCACUUUGUCACCACUGAGGCACCUCCCUGGACCCUCAAAAAGGUUUUGUGAAAAAGAAUUAGGGGGGACCAGUGGUGGUCAGGGGCUUCAUGUGUCUGGUAAUAGAUCCUGGGUCUCCCACAUGCAAAGCAUGUGUUCUAGGGUUUUAAGCAGCUCCUGGUAUAAUUCUGGGAUGGGAUAUUGGGCCGUACCUGGUGGUGCUUGGUGGGGCGGGCAGAUUGGGGGGAACCAGAUGGAUUGUCAGGGAUUGAGCAGGGUCAUGCUCAAGUAUGACUGGCACCUGAAUCUCAGCUGGCUUUCUAGUUCUGACAUUUCAGGGCUGUGCUGGGUCUCACCUGGCUGUGCUCAAGGAUCACUCCUGUCAUUGCUGGGUGGGGACCAGAUAUAAUGCUAAAGGUGUAAUCAGGUUUGCUGCAUGCUGCUUAGUCUCCUGCCUUCUAGUGAUCCUUAAGCUUGUAGCUCCCCCAUGUGGUCUUUCUGCCCUAGAAUUUUUAACAUUAACAUUUCUGGUUGGCUUUCUUUUUUCUCUUGUACCCUGACUGUACACAUACACCC